UAGUGACAGCCAGACCCUGUUGAGUGGAGUGGGGGGUCUAGUGACAGCCAGCCCCCUGGCCUCCCUUACCGUUGGUACGUGUCAUGGGAGUCUAGCGAAAGCCGGACCCUGGUAUGUGGAGUGGGGGUUUGGUGACAGCCAGCGCCCUGGGUCUGAUUCGGCUGCUGUGUGGGGUGGGGGUCUAGUGACAGCUGGACCCCCCUGUACUUGCAUUUGACCAGUGCAUGGGUUGGGGUCUAGUGACAGCCAGACCCUGUUGAGUGGAGUGGGGGGUCUAGUGACAGCCAGCCCCCUGGCCUCCCUUACCGUUGGUACGUGUCAUGGGAGUCUAGCGAAAGCCGGACCCUGGUAUGUGGAGUGGGGGUUUGGUGACAGCCAGCGCCCUGGGUCUGAUUCGGCUGCUGUGUGGGGUGGGGGUCUAGUGACAGCUGGACCCCCCUGUACUUGCAUUUGACCAGUGCAUGGGUUGGGGUCUAGUGACAGCCAGACCCUGUUGAGUGGAGUGGGGGGUCUAGUGACAGCCAGCCCCCUGGCCUCCCUUACCGUUGGUACGUGUCAUGGGAGUCUAGCGAAAGCCGGACCCUGGUAUGUGGAGUGGGGGUUUGGUGACAGCCAGCGCCCUGGGUCUGAUUCGGCUGCUGUGUGGGGUGGGGGUCUAGUGACAGCUGGACCCCCCUGUACUUGCAUUUGACCAGUGCAUGGGUUGGGGUCUAGUGACAGCCAGACCCUGUUGAGUGGAGUGGGGGGUCUAGUGACAGCCAGCCCCCUGGCCUCCCUUACCGUUGGUACGUGUCAUGGGAGUCUAGCGAAAGCCGGACCCUGGUAUGUGGAGUGGGGGUUUGGUGACAGCCAGCGCCCUGGGUCUGAUUCGGCUGCUGUGUGGGGUGGGGGUCUAGUGACAGCUGGACCCCCCUGUACUUGCAUUUGACCAGUGCAUGGGUUGGGGUCUAGUGACAGCCAGACCCUGUUGAGUGGAGUGGGGGGUCUAGUGACAGCCAGCCCCCUGGCCUCCCUUACCGUUGGUACGUGUCAUGGGAGUCUAGCGAAAGCCGGACCCUGGUAUGUGGAGUGGGGGUUUGGUGACAGCCAGCGCCCUGGGUCUGAUUCGGCUGCUGUGUGGGGUGGGGGUCUAGUGACAGCUGGACCCCCCUGUACUUGCAUUUGACCAGUGCAUGGGUUGGGGUCUAGUGACAGCCAGCCCCUGGUAUGUGGAGUGGGGGUCUAGUGACAGCCAGCCCCCUGGCCUCCCUUACCGUUGGUACGUGUCAUGGGAGUCUAGCGAAAGCCAGACCCCAGCGCCCGCGUUUCUCUGGUAUGUGUGAUGGGGGUCUGGUGACAGCCAGACUCCUGGGCUGACAUGGGGCUAGUGUUUCGCAUGGGGGGGUCUAGUGACAGCCAGACCAUUGUGGUCACAUUCAGCCAGUAUGUGGGAGGGGGAUCUAGUAACAGCCAGCCCCCUGUGGUCACGUAUGGCCUGUGUGUGAUAUGGGGGUCUGCAGUGACAGGCAGCCCCUCCGGGCUCGCAUGUGGCUGGGGUGUGGGACAAGGGUUCUAGAGAUAGCCAGCCUUCCCACCCUGGGCUUGUAUACGGCCAGUAUGUGGAAUAGGGGUUUAAGUGAGAGUCAGAGCGCUUGCACACGUGUGGCCAGUGUGUGGGGUGGGGGUCUAGUGACAGCCGGACCCACUGGGUUCAUGCACAGCCGAUGUGUGGAGCUGGAGUCUAGUGACAGCCAGGUCCCCUGGGCUCCUAUGUGACCAGCGUUUAGGGCUGGGAUCUAGUGACAUUCAAACCCCUCUGCACUGGUGUACCAGCUGGUGUGUCAGGCUGUGAUCUGCCGAUGUUCUGAGCCCUUCUGCUCUCAUGUACCAUCUAGCGUGUUGGAUUGGGACCUAGUGAUAACCAUCCCCCCUGCACUUAUGUGUUGGUCCAUCUGUUUGCUCAGGACAUAGUGACGUCCAGACACCUGUGUGCUUCUAUACUGGCCGGUGCAUCGGGCUGUGAUCUGGCAAUUAGGGAUCUGGGAAUAACCGUUUUCUGUGACGUUCUCAUUCUUACUGAGUAACGUCUCCCAGCUCUUUUUAAGAAGAGGUUACUCACCCUGGGCAACCCGCAGUCCCUCUCCAGCAUGUCACUCUGAGAUACCUGUGAAACAGAGCAGGUGAAAUUCAUCCUCAUGGACAGAGUUGCUCAAUUAUUUCUCUGGGUGUCAGGGAUCUCGUGGAGCUGUUUCCUCAUCAUGGGAACUGCUUCCUCUCGAGGGAGAUCCUGUAGCAUGACAUGUACAGUCCUGCUGGCAGGAGCAAGGACACCCUUCCAGAGUUUUAUUUUGAGUAGUUCUCCAACAACUCAAAACCCUUUGCUGUACCCAUGCUGCAUGGAGCUUUACUGAGGUCAUACUGUCCCUUGUCACGCUGAUCUGCUUACAUACAUGCUGCUUUCACAUUAUGUUAUCAAUAGUGGAGGAAACCACUUGCAGGUAUCGUGUUAGAGCUGAGUUUGCAAUUCAGUAUUGGGUGAUCACUGUUUCUAUCAACGUUUUCACUGCAAAACUAUAUUCAUAGUCUGAAUAUAGGCACUGAAUUGUACCUCUACAGCGUCUUUUGUGGUAACUCCCAGAGACUUUGGACUUUGUAUGUUGGAGUAAUUUAUCUUCUUUCUAGAUGUGUGUUUUAUUCCUGAGAAUAGCAUAUUUUGAGACAGUGAGGAAAAGCUGUUUGAAUGUAGUUACCCAAAUGAUUUCUUCCCAGCGUACAUUUAUUUUACGUGCGUGGUUCUACUUCUAUAGAACAAUUACACAAGUGUUAACAUAUUCCUGUAAAACUUCUGGACUAAAGGGAAACUGCUUCUACAUGCAGAAAUAGAAACACAUAUGAAAUGACUGUGCCAAGAAUGUGCAGAAAUCCAGAACUUGAGCUUGGAUCUCCAUCAUCCAAGUCCUGUAUCUUGACUUGGAGACCAUGUUCUGCUCAUCACUGGUUUGUGUAUUCACAAGGUUGAACCAUCCCAAUGUAGUAAGAGCCUGUGAAGUUCCCGAGGAGAUGAACUUUCUUGUUAAUGACGUUCCUCUUCUGGCAAUGGAAUAUUGUUCAGGAGGUGACCUCCGGAAGUUGCUGAACAAACCAGAAAACUGCUGCGGCCUUAAGGAAAGUCAAAUUCUUUCUCUGCUUAGUGAUAUUGGGUCUGGUAUCCAGUAUUUGCAUGAAAACAGAAUUAUACACAGAGAUUUAAAGCCUGAAAAUAUUGUCCUUCAAGAUGAAGGUGGGAAGAUUGUCCACAAAAUAAUAGACCUGGGAUAUGCCAAAGAUCUGGAUCAAGGAAGUUUAUGCACAUCAUUUGUUGGAACAUUACAAUAUUUGGCUCCAGAACUCUUUGAGAAUAAAUCCUACUCUGUUACUGUUGAUUACUGGAGCUUUGGAACAAUGGUGUUUGAAUGCAUUGCAGGAUUUAGACCCUUCUUACAUAAUCUACAGCCUUUUACCUGGCAUGAAAAAAUCAAGAAGAAGGAUCCUAAGCACAUCUUUGCUUCCGAAGAGAUGAAUGGGGAGGUUCGAUUUAGUACCCAUUUGCCGCAGCCUCACAGCCUCUGUGGCUUAAUUGUAGAACCGAUGGAAAACUGGUUACAGCUGAUGCUGAACUGGGAUCCACAACAGAGAGGUGGAGGUGUAGAGCCCGAAACCAGUCGUCCAAAGUGUUUCCUGAUAAUGGAUCACAUACUGAAUUUGAAGAUAGUACACAUCCUAAAUAUGACCUCUGCGAAGAUUGUUUCAUUUCUCUUGCAUCCUGAGGAAAGCCUUCAUUCGCUUCAAAUUCGCAUCGAGUUUGAAACUGGAAUAAGUACUGGAAAUCAGGAACUGCUGUUGGAGACAGGAAUUUGCCUGGACCCUCGGAAACCUGCUUCCCAAUGUGUUAUUGAUGGCGUGAGAGGCUGGGAUAGCUACAUGGUAUAUUUGUUUGAUAAAAGCAGAACUGUCUACGAAGGACCCUUUGCUUCUCGGAGUUUGUCUGAUUGUGUAAAUUACAUUGUACAGGAUAGUAAAAUCCAACUGCCAGUUUCUCAGCUGCGCAAAGUGUGGGCAGAAGCAGUUCACUACGUGAUUGGGCUAAAAGAAGAUUAUAGCAGGCUUUUCCAGGGCCAGAGAGCUGCCAUGCUGAGUCUCCUUCGGUAUAAUGCCAAUCUAAUCAAAAUGAAAAACAACAUGGUGUCAGCAUCUCAGCAACUGAAAGCAAAGCUGGAGUUCUUUCAUCAGAGCAUUCACCUUGACCUGGAGAGAUACAGUGACCAGAUGGCUUAUGGCAUAUGUAUGUGUUUGGCUUCAGAAAAGAUGCUCAAAGCCUGGAAGGAGAUGGAAGAGAAGGCCUCUCAAUGUGCACAGGCUGAAGAUAUUGGGUAUCUCGAUGAACAAAUUAUGGCUCUGCACACAGAGAUUGUAGAGCUGCAGAAGAGUCCGUACGCAAGGCGCCAAGGAGAGGUCAUGGAGAAUUUGGAACAGAGAGCCAUAGACCUGUACAAGCAAUUAAAAACAAGACCCCCAGAUCACGCCUACAGUGACAGCACAGAUAUGGUGAAGAUUAUUGUGCAGACAGUACAGAGCCAAGACCGAGUUCUCAAGGAGCUCUUUGGCCAUCUCAGCAAGCUGUUGGGCUGUAAGCAGAAGAUUAUUGACUUGCUUCCAAAGAUUGAAGUGGCUCUAAAUAACAUCAAGGAAGCUGACAACUCAGUGAUGCAGAUGCAGGGCAAAAGACAAAGGGAGAUAUGGCACUUGCUGAAAAUUGCUUGUACUCAGAGCUCUUCUCGAUCGCUGGUAAGUUCCAGUCUGGAAGGGACAGCCUCAACUCCAGCUGCCACGUCGCUCCCACAGAGCUCCUCAGGGCAUGUACCUCACCCUCUUUCAUCUCUGACAGCUCCUGGAGAUGGGGAAACUUUCACCCAUGUGAUAGAAGAGAAUCUAAAUUAUCUUGACCUCUUUAGCAGCAUUUUGCAGGAGGCAAGACAGGAGCAGAGCAACAGUAUGAUGAGUCUUGACUGGAGUUGGCUAAAAUAGCCAGAGGAGAGGAGGAUCCAACCUGCUGCUAUCUGCAAAGUGCCUGCAUGCUCAGAGGUAGCCUGACAGGCUUUGAUAAGAUGAGAAGAAAGGAACCGGUAGUUUGCUUUGAAUGAUCCAUCACCUUUUGUUUUGCAAACAUUAGCGGAGUUGAUUACAAAGAUUGUGGUCAGUAGCAGAUAUAUAACUUUCAGUAACAAACAAUGUUUUACAAUCUGUUGUCUAGUUGGGCUUUCAACUAAAUAAGUAACCUGCUUGUUGGAGACAUUGCGCAACUGCAGCUUCUGCUGCGUUCACCUGUGGUUGCGACCUGUGGAAACGGCCAGUGAUCUCUCAGGGUGCAUCUCAUCUUUGUGAAGGCCAGCGCCUGACAGCUUUGCUGGGAGAGUUGGUGCUUGGGGCGACGUCGCUGGAGAACCUUAUUUGGAAGGAAACCCUGGGCCUCCAUGGUGGGAGCGAUGGUGAGGAGGAGAGGGCAGGCGGCCAGACUCUGCGCUCCAGAGUGGAGCACGUUCCCUGGGCCAGGUCUCACAGCUACCUCUGCGCUGAGCGAUGGGAGGCUGUCCGCUUGCAACAACAGGGCAGCAGAAGCUGCGUUCGUGCCUUAGCUGGUGGCCGAGGCCUCGCUGCCUGGCCUUGUGCUGCGCUCCUUCAAGCCGCGGCGGCGGGCGAGGGCGACGCGACAUCUCUGCCUUGGCCCCCGCGGAGGAGGUUCUCACCCACCCUCCACCCUGCUCCACAGUUCAGUUGUGUGCGUUA
Messenger RNA from Struthio camelus australis, 5802 nucleotides. The record is from RefSeq and is a predicted model, not a curated record. Lineage: Eukaryota; Metazoa; Chordata; Aves; Struthioniformes; Struthionidae.